Messenger RNA from Eriocheir sinensis (Chinese mitten crab), 6716 nucleotides. RefSeq names its product beta-1,4-mannosyl-glycoprotein 4-beta-N-acetylglucosaminyltransferase-like. Bases 80 to 1327 code for a protein of 415 amino acids. Gene Ontology annotation, biological process: protein N-linked glycosylation; N-acetylglucosamine metabolic process. Gene Ontology annotation, molecular function: beta-1,4-mannosylglycoprotein 4-beta-N-acetylglucosaminyltransferase activity. The transcript is spliced from 3 exons. Gene Ontology annotation, cellular component: membrane. The record is from RefSeq and is a predicted model, not a curated record. NCBI's taxonomy places the organism in Eukaryota, Metazoa, Arthropoda, Malacostraca, Decapoda, Varunidae.
CUUGUCCUCUGUUAUCGGCCUUCCCUCAGCCAGAUGUAAACAAACUGCACCUCGCCUCAGCGCGGGAGGAGCCGGCAACAUGGUGCGGCUGAAGGUGCGGUGCAGGUGCAUCAUGGUGGUGGUGGUGGUGGCCCAGAUUUUCUUAGGGUUAUGGUUCUUUUCCCAACCUCUGGACCCUCCACAACAGUUCCUCCAGAGACUGUCCAGUGAGGGCGGGCAGAGCAUCCUGCACCUCAAGGACCAGCCAGCGUCCCAUUACUACGCCACCUUCGAGAAAGAGUUGUGUGUGAGGGAGGGCUCGGUGGUGGAGGAGAGCUCGGAAUCGCAGUGUGUGUGCCGCCUCGGAUGGUCAGGGCGACGCUGUGGGGUGCCGGCUGUGCUGAGAACGGCUCGGUGGUUACAUGACCCCAAGCUGACCGACACCCUUCAGCUGCGGAGGAGGGUGAAGCGCGUCAUCAUGCUGCUGCCUCUGUCGCACGAGUAUGAUAUUUUUGAGGCCAAUGUGAAUGGGCUGAGAGACGUGGUGGAUGUGUUCGUCAUCGGUGAGCAGAGUUUGAACUUUUCCGACCAUGCCUCUUUACCCCUACUAGACAAGCUGAAGAAUGGCUGGCUCGGGGAUCACCAGGAUAAGUUCGUUUACGUGCCUGCGAGGGAUGACGCCCCACGGAACGCUUCCCUCAUCCAGGGCCUUGUUCACGACGGCUUGCGGCUGCUGAGUGACAUGCGCCCUGAUGACCUCCUCGUCCUGACCAGCGGCGAGGAGAUAAUCAACCGUGAUGUUUUGGUCUUCCUCAAACUGUUCCAAGGUUACCCGUUGCCCAUUAGGUGUCAGUUCAAUCAGUUCUUGUACGGGUUCUUCUGGAAAAUGGAGGGCAGAAACGGCAAGAGUCUCCCGGAAAUCUGCAUCCUCUCAGUGAAGUUCUUUGCCAAUGCCUUCCAGUACCAGAUGGCGGCUUUAGCGGACGGGAGGAUAUCCAAGGAAACGAGAAACUUCCUCACCUCAAUAGACCAGCCGCUGCAGGACUGGACACUCCCUGAGGUCGGCUGGAGGUGCCAUCUGUGUCUCUCGAUUCCGACCCUAUUUGAAAAGUUCGCCAACCUGCCUCCGAGCUUACGGCCAAAGUGGUUUUCCGAGUCACCCGCCGACAUGCUCCCGUUCAUCCAGAGGCUCGUCAAGGUGGGCCAGGACGAGAACUUGAAUCGGGUGGGUAGAGCGAAUGUCCCACAGGAAGACUUUUUACCGCCUUUCGUGUGGCAGAAUCACGAUCGCUUCGCCCACCUGAUGGCCAACCCUUACGAGACCAUGUCCAUCCAUGAUGUUGUUUAGUGCCUUGUGUGUCAGGCUCGGUGUUGGUUGAAGGGAGUGAUGAUGGUGGACUAUAAUGCUGUGUUAGACUCGUUGUUCAUGGGAAAGAGAGACAAUGUUGGGCUAAGUUAUUGUUCUGAAGUACUAUAAUGAAGUGAAGAUGUUGUGUGGGUUGGAGAGACAAUACUAGCCUAAUAUAUUGCUAUUCAGUGCAGGUUACAUGUCGCCUAGUAAGAACUGAGAACUUAUAGAAGCGUUGUAUCUCACACUAUUGUAGGAGAGGCUAUGGUGGGUUAAACUGUUAUUAUAAAGUACUGAUAUGAGGUGCAGGGUUGUGUUGGUCGGAAGGACAGUUGUAGGCUAAUAUAUUGUUAUGCAGGGAAGGUUAUAGUCGCCUUCCAAGAACGGAGGACUUGUUGAAGUGUGUUAUCUUUUUUUCUUUUCUUUUUUUUUUUUUUUUUUUUUUUACGGCCCAGUCCGUUCUGGCGCAGGCGAGUGUUUAUAGUGGUGCCAUCUUGCACUAUCAUGAGUAAGGACAUGUAUAGUGCCUUGGGUGUGUAGGUUUGCGUUCGGCGGAGAGGCAAAGGAAUGUGAAGUGCAGUUUGCCUACCGAAGAACGGAGAACUUAUUGAAACCCUAUAUCUAUCAUGCAUAAGAACAUAUUAACGGACAGUGAAAGGUAGUGAACUAUAUAAGGCUUGUAUUAGUGGGUUGAUGGUGAACUACACUAUAAUUAUGAAGAAAUGGGAAAUGCAGACUGCUUACUAAUGACUGAGAUAACUUAUAGAAGGGUUUUAUCUUACACUAUCAUAAGUAAGAGUAUGUUAAUGGGCAAUGAGAACUAGUUAACUCUAUUUGCCCAUGUUAUAAGAAGGGAAAAUAAUUGCUAUUCUCCCUAAUAUCUUCUAACUAUGUAUAACUUACUACGUACUACUAUUACGGAUGAAGUCUUUAGUUAUGUUUAAUGUUGAGGGCUUUGGAAGUAGUUUGUCGUUAGAAGCAGUCAAAAACGUCUUCAAAAGUGUGUAUAACUUCCUACCAGAUAAGUGAAGUCUUUGGUUUGGUUUACAUUGAAAGGGUAAAGAAAUAGUUUGUCGUUAGAAGCAGUUAAAAACGUCUUCAAAAGUCUGUAUAACUUCCUACCAGAUAAAUGAAGUCUUUGGUUUGGUUUACAUUGAAAGGAUAAAGAAGUAGUUUGUUGUUAGAAGCACUUGUAAACGUCUUCAAAAGUGUGUAUAACUUCCUAUCAGAUAAAUGAAGUUUUUGGCUUGGUUUACAUUGAAAGGGCAAAGAAGUAGUUUGUCGUUAGAAGCAGUCAUAAACGUCUUCAAAAGUGUGUAUAACUUCCUACCAGAUAAGUGAAGUCAUCGGUUUUGUUUGCUGCGAAAAGCUAAGGAAUUACAGUCGUCCCUCAAAUAGUACGGUUUCCAAUAGUUCAGUUUCAGUUUUAUACAGAUUGUCAUAGAAGAUCAUUUAGGAUUUUUAAAUUUCCUGCUCAUUAGGAUAUUUAGAAAUCCUUAAAAAUCUUCUUAGAAAAUCCACACAAAACCAAAACCGAACUGUUGGAAACCGUACUAUUUGAGGGACGACUGUAGUUUGUCAUUAGAAGUAGCUGGAAACAUCCCCAAAAGUGCGUAUAACUUCUUACUGAACAAAUGAAGUCUUUGGUUUUGUUUGCUGCGAAAGGCCAAGAAAGUAGUUUGUCAUUAGGAGUAGUCGAAAAUGUCAUCAAAACUGCGUAUAACUUCUUACCAGAUAAAUGACAUCUUCAGUUUUGUUUGCUGCGAAAGGCUAAAGAAGUAGUCUGUUAGUAGAAGCAGCCAAUUGCAUCAUUAGAGCUGGAUGUCGUAACUUGCAUCCCGUGAUUCUUGGCCUGAAUCUUCGUUACGCGUCUCUGUGAUAGAGACAAAGUUUAGUGCCUGAAGGAAGCUCUUAGUGAAGGAGGUGGUGGAGGAGAACUCAAGAAAAUGUCUCGCAGUGUAAUCGUAGGCUUGCUAAAACUCUUCAUUUGUAAGUGUAGACAUUUUCGAUCAGUGACGUACUUUCUGCACUCGGUGAUGGUGCGGAAAGCUGAUAUAUGGGUACACAGUGAGAAUUGAGUUGAGAAAGUUGCAGAAUUCUAUGAGGUAAAUUGUUGCGCUAAAUACGUAAUACUUUCCCACUGUGAACCGCCCUCUGAAAUAAGCUAUGUGUCAGGGAAUAUCGGUUAGAAAAUGUGAUGUUGCCUUGAAUCUCAAUUGGUUUUCUCGGACAAACUAAGAUAUUGGUCGGAAAUUAGAUUAAGAAAGGCUCAGUAUGAUGUAAAUUAUUGGGCUAAAUACGUAAUACUUUCCCACUGUGAACCGCCCUCUGAAAUAAGCUAUGUGUUAGGGAAUAUCAGUCAGAUGAUGUGAUGUUGCCUUGAAUCUCUAUUGGUUUUCUCGGACAAACUAAGAUAUUGGUCGGAAAUUAGAUUAAGAAAGGCACAGUAUGAGGUAUAAAUUAUUAGGCUAAAUACGUAAUGGAUUCCCCGUGUGAACCGCUCGCUAAAAUGAUCUAUGUUUAAGGGAAUGAGGGUCAGAUGAUGUGAUAUUGCUCUGAGUCUCUUAUUGGCUUUCUCGGGCAAACUUAUACGAUAUUAGUGAAAGAGAGAUUUUUCACAAGAAACCAAAACUGAACAAAAUAUGAAUCAGAUGAUGUGAUGGUGCUCUGAAUCUCCAAUUGGUUUUCUCAAAUGUACUUAUGUGAUAUUUGUCGGAGAGAAACUUUAUCACUAAUACAAAAUCAAAACUCAACAAAACUUCUCAUUGAUAUAAGAAUACUUGGUGUAGUCUCAAACUUCUGUGUUAUGAGACUGUCUCAACACCAAACCUAUACGAUAUUAGUCAGAGAGAGAGAAACUUUACCACAAAUAAGAAAUCAAACUAAACAAAACUUCUCAUUGAUAUAAGAAUGCUUGGUGUAGUCUCAAACUUUUAUGUGUUAUGAGUCUGUCUCACACCAAACUUAUGUGAUAUUGGUCAGAGAGAGGGAGAGAAACUUCUUCACAAAUAAGAAAUCAAAACCAAACCAAACAAAACUUCUCAUUGAUAUAAGAACGCUUGGUGUAGUCUCAAACUUUUAUGUGUUACGAGUCUGCCUCACACCAAACUUAUACGAUAUUAGUCAGAGAGAGGGAGAAAGAGAGAGAGAGAGACUUUAUCACUAAUACAAAAUCAAAACCAAACAAAACUUCUCAUUGAUAUAAGAACGCUUGGUGUAGUCUCAAACUUCUGUGUUACAAGACUGUCACAAAACCAAACCUAUACAAUAUUAGUCAGAGAGAGAGAGAGAGAGAGAGAAACUUCUUCACAGAUAAGAAAUCAAAACCAAACAAAACUUCUCAUUGAUAUAAGAACGCUUGGUGUAGUCUCAAACUUCUGUGUUACGAGACUGUCUCAUCACCAAACCUAUACAAUAUUAGUCAGAGAGAGAGAAAGAGACUUUUUCACCACUAAGAAAUCAAAACUAAACAAAACUAAUUAUUGAUAGAAGAACGUUUGGUGUAGUCUCAAACUUCUGUGUUAUGAGUCUGCCUCACACCACUGGCUAUGUUAUCGUUAGCUCAGCCGUGGUUUGAUAUGUGCUGAGUGACUAAAGAAAACUCACUGUUGAUGGUAAGAACGCUUGUGUAGUUUCAAACUUCUGUGUUACAACUCUAUCUCACAGCACUGGCUAUGUUGUUCUUAGCAUGGGUGUAGUUUGAUAAGUGUCGAUUGAUCCUGAAAUGCUGCUACGUACACUGCGAGCAAGCUUUGAUUUAGAACUGACUUGCCUUUCUCGGGCUUUUGAGCUUUGGAAUCUCUUUGUAGGGCAGAGUUCUCAUUUGUCUCCGCUUGUAACUGAUGAAACGCCCUCGGCCCAAGUUGUCUGGCCGAGGGCGUCACACUGCUGGGUGGGUGGUGGCUUGACUUACCCCGUUCCAGCAGCUGUCAAGACCCUUCCCCAUCACUGCCUGGCUGCACACUGACACCCAGCUCCUCUAGGCUACAUUUUAACUCUCCUUUGGGACAUAUUUUCACUCACAGAAGAUGGAAAGUUGGAAAAAAGUUGCACAUGCUAUCGUCAUGAAGUCGUAGUGAACUUUUAUUGUUUUUUUUAUGUCCCUGAACUGCUUCCUCUACUGUAAUAAAAAAAUAAUAAAUGAUUGAUUGUUGGAAAGUCAGUAAUGCAGUUUGGAUAAAAAGGUGAAGGAUAAAGGAGUGAAGCUAAAAGAGUGAGCAGCUUCCUUUACUGAUAGUCGCUGAAAAGUCAAUGAUGUAGCCGCCCACUUCAAGCAGUCAGGAUUAAGAGGUUUUUAAGGGUUAGGGAGUGAAGCUAAAGGAGUAAAGAGUAAAGUUGAGGAGUGAACAGUGUCUUAACAGCUGUUGGAACGAGGUAUAGGAACGCAAGCCCAAAAAAUUCCCCUGGCAGGAGUUGUGUAUAGCCUACUUUCGUUGAGCCUUAUGAGCGUCAUCGCAGAGGUCCCAGACUUUGAAUAUCCGAAGGUGUAUAUUUUUAUAGUGUGUCGACGAUGACACUGUUGGUCAUUAUACCAUGUAGAUUGUUAGGUACUUAAAAGGUCUUCCAUUCUGUAGCGUCUCGGAGCAGAUAAUUAUUAUUCAUGAUGGUGCUGAGCCGAGACAUCCGACAAGACAAGCUCGGACCGCCACAUAUCACUAAGCCUGUAGAGGGCCAUAUUUAAGCCCAGGGGGGAGGCUGGGUUAGGAUGCAUGCCUCCUUUGAAAAUUUACUCAGUCAGUGAUGGAAUUUUGGCAUGUGAGUGAUAGUUUAUGACGGCAUAUUCUUAGAAGCAGCCGAAAACAUUGUCAAACGUGCGUCUGACCUUACUGGAUAAAUGAAGUCUUGGGUUUUGUUUACUGUGGAAUUACUAUUACUAGGCAUGUAAGUGAUAAAUUAUUGGUUAACGCUGUCGCAAGUAUGCCCAAAUAUGCUGUGCCGAAGUAACCUUUUUGGGGUGCAUAUUCAAGCCUAAGGAGAGGUUGGGAUACAUGCCUCUUCUUGAAAAUUUACUUGGUCACUCCUUACGAAAAUUUGCUUGGUCAGUGAUUGAUUUUGGCAUAUGAUAGUUUGUUCAUGACCCUUCAUUGCUUAACACUAUCCCAAGCAUGCUAACUAACCUAACUCUCCCCUCUCUAGAUAUGGCCCUGAGCAUACAUCAUACACUUCUCUAUAUGCUAAACAUGCAAGGUCACUAUAGUAGUAUGCAGAAUAUAUAUGUCUUAAGAAAGGCCAUUCCUAAUAUUCCCAACGCUAGAAUCAAAUAUUACUCACAACCAUCACUAGUUCCAGGCUUUUUGCGAGUGUAGACCCGCCGAAGGGAGGCAGAGAGAGGUGCGGGUGUGAGGGCAAGGUGGUGCUUACUGUCGUUCGUCAGUCACUCAUGGUUGGC